Solenopsis invicta (red fire ant) is the source of this 2709-nucleotide messenger RNA. RefSeq lists its product as uncharacterized. The record is from RefSeq and is a predicted model, not a curated record. Bases 195 to 2186 code for a protein of 663 amino acids. Lineage: Eukaryota; Metazoa; Arthropoda; Insecta; Hymenoptera; Formicidae. The transcript has 3 exons.
UGAGAAUGUAUAAGGAUCGAGGUUUUGACAUUGCUUCAAAUGCUUCGAAGCACUUGUAACGUCACGUUGACUGUAGCCAAGAACAAAUAAUGUUUUCAAACGCCGCGCCGCAAGCGCCAAACGCAAUCUCCCAUGCAGAACGCGCUUGCGCAACAAUCGACCAUGCGUGCUGAUGCGUGCACGAUGAUGCGUGCAUGUUAGUGCUUCCGUGUGUGCGUACGUGUGUGACUCGAGCGGCGAGCUGCCAAAAGAAGAAGAAGACACGAGCUACGAGAGCCACGAGGCUGACGAGACAAAAGGAAGUCGCGUUGUUGUGCCGGUCGUUCCAGUCGAGUGUUGAUCGCGCGGACAGAGGAAAUAACGGAAUAAAAAAUUUUGCCGAGGUUAUGGGCUGGAUUCAGAAACCCAGCCGUUUAUAUUCUGAUCGGCAUAAACGUCGUUUAAUUCAACGAAAAACCGCAUCUGAUUUACGCAGAAUUUUUGAACAAGCAUUAGUUCAUAGAGAUGACGAGAACAUUGACCAACAUUUUUCAACUGAACAAGAGCUUUUCCCUGAAAAUAAAGAUAUCGGACAAAGCUUGGCGACUGUACAAAAACCACCUCCUCACGAUGCAAAUUCCAAUUCCAGUUCCAGUUCCAAUUCCAAUGCCAAUAAUGAUUUUAUUGCUCGAUGUCUGACUGCGACAAACGGAUUUGUUGAUAAUGCAAUCGGUAGUGCAAUUAGUGAUGAAUAUUUGGCUAAUUUAAGUAACGACGAAUCGUCGGAGGAAUUAUUAACUGAAAUUAUUAAUGAAAGCGAACUGUUGGACUAUCAAUCAGUCAUUACUGAAGAGUCAGAGACAUUCUUAACAGCUUUCAUUGGGUGGGUUAAAGAAUUUAAGCCCUCCGCCAACUCAGUCAAUGCACUUCUUCGUAUUUUGAGGAAGCACACGUCGGAAAAUUUUCCUAAAGAUUGCAGGACUCUCCUUAAGACCCCUAGAAUUACUGAAGUGCAUUCAAUGGGUAAAGGAAAAUAUUGGCAUAAUGGUUUUGCGAACAUUGUUUCAACUAUAAUAAAAAACCGCGAACAAACAGGUUAUACAGAGAAGAAUAUUGACUUGUUCAUAAAUAUUGACGGGGCAACUGUAGGAAAAUCUUCGGGAAAAACUAUGUGGCCGAUAUUAUGUUCGGAUACGCUCUGUAAACAAAUCUAUGUGAUAGGCAUAUAUUUCGGAGAAGGAAAACCGGAUAAUUCAAAUACAUUCUUAGAAAUGUUUAUAAAUGAAGCAACGCAAUUGAUUGAUAAUGGCAUUCAGUUCAAUAACAAUUUUUAUAAUAUUAAAAUCAAAGGUUUAAUUUGCGACGCACCGGCAAAAGCGUACGUAUUACAGGUUAAAUAUCACACUGGAUUCGACAGUUGCACGAAAUGCGUUAUCGAAGGCAAACGUGUGGAAAAUACUAUCUGUUUUCCCGGAGUUCAAAAUUUAACUUUAAGAACUGAUGAGCUUUUUAAACGUCACGCAUAUAAUCUUGAUUAUCAAACUGGAGAAACAAAUCUUGUGCAAAUCCCGCGUUUAGGCUUAGUAAGUAACGUCGUACUCGAUUAUAUGCAUCUUGUUUGUCUGGGAACUAUGCGUAAAUUAAUAUGCUUGUGGAUGUCUGGACCAUUGAAUGUACGGUUACCAACAAAUAGUAUUAAUAAAAUAUCGGACGAAUUAAUUAAUUUAAGAAAAAACAUAUCGUCUGAUUUUUUUAGGAAACCAAGGUCAUUAAAUUUUGUAAAAUUAUGGAAAGCUACAGAGUUUCGUCAGUUCUUAUUGUAUCUGGGGCCAAUAGUUCUGAAAACUGUUUUAAAAAAAGAAUUAUAUGAUCACUUUUUAACGCUACACGCUGCAAUAACAAUACUAGCCAGUCCAAUCCUUACUCGUGUUGAUGUUGCAAAUGUUACAUACGCGGAAGAACUUCUAAAAAAAUUUGUUGAAAACUUCGAGUUAUUAUAUGGAGAAAAAUAUAUUAGUCAUAACAUACAUAAUUUGCUACAUCUCGCAGCCGAUGUCAGACAGUACGGACCUGUAGAUGGCUUCAGUGCCUUUCCGUUUGAAAAUUUUCUUGGCGUUUUGACCAAAUUAAUUAGAAAGACGAGAAACCAUUACAGCAAAUUGCUCGUAGGCUUUCGGAGUAUGGUGCAAAAAUUUCCAGUGAUGUAAGAAAACCAAAUCAUUUUAAUUUGGAAAAGCACCACCGUGAUGGACCUCUUGAUAACGUUAGAAGUUAUAUAAAACAAUACAAAAUAAUGCAUAAAAAUUCAUUUUCUCUAAAUUGUGAUAAUGAACAGAAUUGCUGCUGUAUGUUGAACGAUGGAACCAUGAUAGAAGCUGUUAAUUUUGCGGUAUCUAACAAUGUAACAUACGUUAUUGGCAUGCAAUUAACACCGAUUGGUAAUGCAUAUUCAGAUCCUAUAGAAUCAACAGAAUUCGGUAUAACAGUGAUUGAAAAAAAUAAACAAAUUAAAUCUUGGCCAUGUGAUAGGAUUAAUUUAAAAUUAAUGAAGUUGCCAUAUCAUCAUAAUAAGUUAAUCGUUUUUCCGAUUCUUCACACAGCGGUGUAAAUUAAGUUUAAGAAUAUAAGAAAACUGCGAAAUUUUCCAUUUACUUGAAACUUUCUCAACAUUUUUCGUUCAGCAUAUUAUUGUACAUUAGGAAUAACUUAAGUUAUAAUAAAUAUGAUUUG